Molecule: messenger RNA, 961 nt
Organism: Hypoxylon fragiforme
Lineage: Eukaryota; Fungi; Ascomycota; Sordariomycetes; Xylariales; Hypoxylaceae
Exons: 2
Coding region: 146-523 (125 amino acids)
Source: RefSeq, a predicted model, not a curated record
CCCCAAUUGUUGCAUUACUUAUUAAGAAAGACGACAGAGUUGAUUAGAACAGUGAAGUUUACCAUAUAAUUGGCAAGAUUUAAUAGGCACUUAUGUCACUCAGGUUACGUACCUUGGUAGGCACUGGGUAGCUGGAGUAGCCAAAAUGUACGUAUCUAUUAGCCAGCUCCCCGCUGGUCGUCUCGCCACGAUAUUCUACAGGGCAAGUCGAAAACAUCUCUUAUCAGGGGCAAGCAAGCAAGAUGUGCAUCCACCAAGCCAGAAAGUGCGUAAAGCGCUCCAAAUGGUGGCGUGUCUCCUGCAGCCUCAUGGCGUGCCCGACAAGACAAAGAAAAGUGCGGCCACGUCGAAGAUUUCAUUCGCCAGCUACCUACCCAGAGACAAAGAUAUCGCAGGCGCCAUGAUUGGCGUGCCCAGGGUGGUAUGCAUCUAUAGCAGAGACGAGCUGUCCGCCCAGCCAGAUAUCCUGCUCCUCGGCGAACAUACCUCAGGUCUCGGCUCAAGCUUGCACAUUCGGGUCUGACCUUGUGCUAUGCACGAUUCACCUACCCUCCGCCGAGCUAAGCGAGCUUUUCGACCACCAAGUACUGCUAUUCCCAGGCGGCCGCCUUGCGCACGACGGUCCACUAAGCGAUAAGUGCUGAACGGCGCUUGGGUAUGUCGCCAACUUUAGUUCCAGCUUUCGCUGUGGGAUAGACGAGAAUCUAGCUGAGUAUCCCAUGCAGCAUGUAUACAUACAUCAUUGCAUAGGUAGCUAGUCGCUAAAGAGCAGUUGGUCACAUAUCCCUUAUAGCGCCUAAAUUAUGACGGUUUUCAUAUCAGUACUACCUAGGUAAGUAGAUACUUGGUAUAUGUCAAGGAUAUAAAGGAGGGAGAAAGUUCUUAGUCUUCCACCCACCAAUAUUUGAAGAACGUUAGGAGAGAGGAAUGCCGUGUAUUGAUCACAUGAGAGUAUGCUAUU